This is a messenger RNA of Trifolium pratense (red clover), 2182 nucleotides long. Its product is annotated as WUSCHEL-related homeobox 1. Lineage: Eukaryota; Viridiplantae; Streptophyta; Magnoliopsida; Fabales; Fabaceae. Gene Ontology annotation, molecular function: DNA binding; DNA-binding transcription factor activity. Gene Ontology annotation, biological process: plant organ development. The record is from RefSeq and is a predicted model, not a curated record. The transcript is spliced from 4 exons. The coding region runs from base 755 to 1957 and encodes 400 amino acids.
AUUCUCUACUCCCAAUAAUCUCCCAGAAUUCCACGCUAUAGCUUCUCUCUCUCUCUCUCUCUCUCUCUCUCUCUCUCUCUCUCUCUCUCUCUCUCCUUCAAAGCCUAGUCAACCUCAUCUCAUCUUUUGUCCCAUAUUCAUCCAACACAAACAAUACCAUAUUCUCUCAUUCUCAUUCUUCCCAUUCUCUCUCUCUCUCUCAAUUUGCAUUUUGUUAUUUAUCAUGUGAGUGAGCUAGUAUAAGCUAAAAAAUCAGUUGAGUGAUCAAUCCCCAUCUCUCAAUGUCACAGACACACUCCUCAACAAAUUAAUUAACAAUAAUAAUGUUUUGGUUAUUACUUACUUACUUACCAUAUACUACUCUCAUAGUGAUAGAGCAUCAAUCAAUGAACCUAUAUAUGCCAUAUAUAAGCACCCUUUUCAUUUUCAACUAGCUAGCUAGGUCUAACCAUUUUAAUUCACAUCACUUCUUUUCCCUUUUUCUCUCAACUUCAACUCCAUUCUGUCAUUUCAAAUUACCAUAACCACACUCACAACCAAAAAGAUUUCUAUAUCUAACAAACCAUUCCCACUUUUCUUCUUCAAAAUUAUUUAUUUAUUAGUAUAUGUCUUUCAUUUCAUACUUUCAUUAUAAUUUUCAACACAAUAUAUAAUAUAGCUACUAAGUUGUUUGUGACUCAUUUAUAAGCCUUUUAUUUAUUUAUUUAGUAACAAAAACCCUAGCUAGAGCUAGCAUUCAUUCAUUUUCUCCAAUAUGUGGAUGGUUGGUUACAAUGAAGGUAGUGACUUCAACAUGUCUGAUUAUCCAUUCAAUGGAAGGAAACUCAGGCCCCUCAUCCCAAGACCAGUCACUUCUCCUAACAACAACACUUCAACUACAACUCCUUCCUUAAACCGCAUUCAUGGCGGCGCAAAUGAUUUCUUUUCACAGUAUCACAAUCUUCAGGCAAUAUCAGUGGGAGGAGAUCAGAGCAAGAGAUCAUCAGAGUUGAAUAAUAGUCAAGCAGCAGCAGCAGGAGGAGGAGGAGGAGGAGUUGUAGUGAGUUCAAGAUGGAAUCCAACACCAGAACAGUUAAGAGCACUUGAAGAGUUGUAUAGAAGAGGAACAAGAACACCAUCUGCUGAACAAAUCCAACAAAUCACAGCACAGCUUAGAAGGUUUGGAAAAAUUGAAGGCAAGAAUGUUUUCUAUUGGUUUCAGAAUCACAAAGCUAGAGAAAGGCAGAAAAGACGCCGUCAAAUGGAAUCAGCUGCUGCUGAUCAUCAGUUUGAUGCUACUCUUGAAAAGAAAGACUUAUUAGGCGCAAGUAGGACAGUGUUUGAAGUUGAACACACCAAAAACUGGCUACCCUCUUCAAAUUCCAGUACUAGUACUCUUCCUCUUGCAGAGGAAUCUGUUUCAAUUCAAAGGGUAGCAGGAAAAGCAGAUGAGUACACUAGAACAGAUGGAUGGGUCCAAUUCGAUGAGGCAGCAGAAUUACAACAAAGAAGAAACUUUAUGGAAAGGAAUGCCACGUGGCAUAUGAUGCAGUUAACUACUUGUCCUACCCUCAUUAACACUACACAGCUAAAUUCUUCUAAUUACACCACCACCCCUACUACUACUACUACUACUACUACUACCACUACAUCAUCAACAACAACAGCUAGCAUGGCCACCACUGCCACAGUAACAACUAGGCUUAUGGACCCAAAACUCAUGAUCAAGACCCAUCAUGAUCUCAGCUUAUUCAUUUCACCUCAAACACAAAAUGCUUUUAAUAUCCAUUUAAGCAACAAUACUCAUCAUCACCUGCAGGAUGAUCAUUCUUUGGAGUCUCAUCAUCAAACCCUUCAACUUUUCCCAAUAAGGAAUGGUGGAUUAUGCAGUGAUGAUAAUAACAAAGAGACAGAAAUAUCAGCUUCAGCAAUGAAUGCACCCAACCAGUUCAUUGAAUUUCUUCCGUUGAAGAACUGAUAUAUAAUAUAUUAGAAAAUAGUAUAACUUUGCUAUGCAUGUCAAAUGACACUCUUCUUCAUUAGGUGUUGGAUUUUGUUAGAAAAUAGCACUGUUUUUAUUGUUAUUGAUGUUAUGUUUCAAGAAAUUGGUGAUGUAAUAGGACACUGAAUUUGAAUGGGGUAUUUUCCUUAAAAUGCAUUUGGACUAUGUUGGUUGAAUCAAAUACUAUAUAUUAUAGACUAG